UCUCUACUAUUUAUACGGUAACUUCUAGAACAUGGCUGCAUCUUCGCGUGGCGUUGAACGUGUCCUUGCGAAAUGCGAGGCAUGUAUCAAAGCAGGAAACUAUUAUGAAGCUCAUCAGAUGUUUAGAACAGUGUCAUUUAGGUAUUGGAUAUUGAUUUUAACUGACAUUUGAGACCUAUAUAGAAAUUCUCAAUGAGACAAUGGGCACGUAUUUGGGAAAAUUUGCUCGUUCCGGUGUUAGACAAAUAGCCUUUUAUCGAUAACUUAUGUUUUCCAUAGAAACAAGCUAAAAAAUGUAAUUUAAAAUAAGUUUUUAUAGGAAAACUUUAUUAGCAACGAAAUGCACCACUACGAUAGACUUUCAUCUUUGACCUCUUUCCUUAAAUCAUUUCUUUAGGCCCUAUAUAUAUAUGCCUAAAUAAUACAGAGCUAAUUUCUAGCUUUGAUUUUGUCCUUUGAUUUUGAUGGGCUACCAGUCAGACUACACCUCAGUUUCUGUGACAGGGGGCUCAGUGGGGGCCAGUUGAUUGUAACUGUCAGUGUCUGAGUGUGAGAACACACAAUACAGUAUACUCAAGUUGAGUUAAGGUGACCAUCCAUACUAUUUUAUGUACAGUAUGAUUUUCGGACAUUUGUCCUAGUCCUGGUCCUGGUUAGUGGUGAGUUGUAACCAGUUCAUAAUUAAAAUUAAAGACUACAAAUUACAAAAUUAAAAAAAAAUUAUUAAUUUAAUAUUUUGGGUAGCCUACAUCUGAUUCUGAUAUUCCUGCAUAAAUAAUAAAAACAACUAGGAUAGGCCUAAAUAAAUAUAUAUAUUAUAAUAAUAUAUAUAUUGAUAUUAUAAAAUUCAUAAAAAUUACUAUAAUUAGCAUCACAAUAACAAUGGUAUUUUUUUUUGAAAAGAACACCACAUGACAGAAAAGUUAUCAGUGCAAACAAACACAAAAUUGUUUGUUUUUGGACACCCAUGCCAAUGGUGCCAAAACUAUUUUAAAUAUCCUGGUUUUAAUUUUGAAAAAAAAAUGGUAUAAAUGAUUUUUUUUCAGAUUUUUAAAAUUAACUUCUGCAUCCAAGUCCAAUGCAUCAAAAAAAUUUUUAGUUCAUGACAUACAUGCUGCCAAGCUGUGGGAUUAAAAACUGUACAAAACUCCCCCACAAAAACCUAUAAAAAAGGUCCCCUAAACAAAUUGUACAACAGCAGGAAAAACUGUACCAAAAAAAGAAAAAUUAAUUUAUAAUUUUUACAUUCACUUAUCAAUGCUUCGAAAUAAAUGCAUGCAAACUUUGUCGUCUUGAUAAUUUCUGGAUUAGUUUAAAAACCCCAAAAAUAAGAAUCAAAUAUAGAUGUGAUUGCAGUAAAAUAUGCAAAUAAGAUCUUCGUCCUUGUAAGUAUUUCUACAUAAUGGGGGUGAGAAAAAAAAUAAUUUAAACCCAAUAUUAAUAUUAGGGGUAGAAUUUCCCUUCAUACUUCAUUGCCUCAAAGUUUCGAUCUUGUAACUAUGCUUUAUGUCAUAAGUGCCCAAGCAUGCACUUAAUGUCUUUUUCUCUAAAUGCCUGUUAUCUUCCGAUUGAUGAGAGGCUUUGAUAAUGCCAGGAUACUCAGUCAGACAAUCACUUAGAAACUUACCCCAGUGCGUGUCUAAUUCCAACUUUCUUGAAAAAAAUAAAUUAGUUUAACCCACUUAUUUGGAAGUUUCUGGCUGGAGUAAAUAAUAAAUAAAAAAAGAAAACAACAUAUGAUUCUUACUAAUUCUUCUCUCUAAAUAAAAUAUAGGUCUACUAAAACAACAAAUAAAAUAGCACCCGCUUUAGUUUUAGAAAGUUAUAAUUAUAACACAUUGUCAUGUAUGGUUCACAAGGUCUAUAAAUGACUCUUAUGAGAUGCUAACAUAUGAAAGAGUAGGCUUAUUUCAUUUUUAAAAAAAUUUAAUUAAAAAAUUAUAGCUGAUUUUCCAUUAUUUCUGACUUAAUAACUCACUAUUAAAUAGUUACUGUAGGCUUGUUAAAAGCAGAGGAUACCAUUAAUACAUCUUUCUUGUUAGCCUUAUAUUUCACCUUUUGCAAUUCAGUAAUGUUUGCAAGUAUAUAGUUUUUUUUAAUGAAAAUGCUAUCAAAUUUUCUUUCAUAUCUUCCGUGUUAUUUUAACUCAGUGUAGAUUUAAUUAUUUUUUCCCCUAGAUACAAUAGCCAACAAAAAUUUGCAGAGGCUGCUGACUUACUGUAUAGAGGUGCCUUAAUUUUGCUUCAGCACAACCAGGUACUCAAAUAGUAUUUGCUAAAGUUCUUCUUCGUAACAGUGUUUACAGUCCUAAUUGAAAUUUUUAAAUAUUUUUCUCACUUAGAAAAAGCAUUGGGAAAAUAAGCCUUUAUCUUUACAAACAAAAAUUAACCAGGAGUUUCUUGGAUCAAGUAAUAUCAUUGUGAUGUUGAAAAUAUCUUUAAAUAUCAAAUAUACCCAAGUUAAUACUCUGCAAAUCUUGAUUUUUAAACUUGUCAUUUAACAAAAAUAAUGGAAAAAAAACAUAACUUAUCAUAUUCUGUACAUGAAUUACACAAUGUUUCUUAGUUUUUUAAAUACAAUCAUCUUCUCAAAAUUAUAAAUCACUGAUGUUAAAAUUGUACCUCAUAAGAUAUGUGGUGGAAUUAUUUUUUGUUCAACAUACAAAAAGAAAGAUAUAUGAUCCAAUUAAAAAAACAAUUUUGUGAGGUGUUGUGAAAGGGUGACACGUGCUACUGUAUUAUCUUUGCAUGCAUAUCAUAAAAUUGUCACAUCUUACUUGACAUAUUUUACCAUCCUAAUUUUAUUUUAGCACAGCAGUGGAGCAGAUUUAAGUCUCCUUCUCCUGGAAUCAUUGAACAAAGCCAAGUCCCCUGUAACAGAAGAUGCAAUUAGUGAGUCCUACUGCUUGAUAUCAAUAUUAUAUUCAUCUAGAAAGUUACUUUUUCUGCACUGUGGACACACGAUUUUUGUAUUCAUAGGUUUAUAGUUUGUAAAAAAACAAGUAAUUAAUACACAUGAGAAUUUAAGAGUACAAUAUAUGGUUGUAUUUCCCAACAUACAGGCUACAGAGGAGAAUUGAAAUAAUAUUUUGCAAAACAUACUUCUAAAAAAUUUUUAAAAUUCGUUUCACCGAUAAUAUUUGUCCUAAAAAUAUUAGCUGUAUUUUUUCUGUUGUUUUUAUGAAGAAUGUUCUUAUAUCACUAUUUUAGUGAUUAAGAAAAUUAUGAAAAGAAGAUGUCCCAUCUCUUAUCAAUAAAUAAAAGAUGAUUGUAAUAAAUGCAAAUGUCUAAAGAAGCUUUUUUUUAAUUUGAUGUAAAAUGUUUGAUUAGCGGUUGCAAGUAAAGAUUAUAUUUCUAAAUUUUUAAUGGACAGAUGUGAAAGAAAGUUUCUGUAAAUGGUAAAGUUUAUGGAAUAAGGCAAACAGUUUUGAAUUCUAAAAAAUAAUAAUAAAAAGUAUGAGGCCUUUAACUUUAACACUCCAGUUUUUUUAGAAUACCUGAAAUUUAUUUAUAAAGAAUAUUUCAGGGACAAAAAAAUUAACUCAUUAUUUAUUGGUAAAAAUAGUGUGUAAUGGGAGGAAAAAACUGGGUGCAUUUCUUAUAUUUUUAUUUUAAACGUUUGUUUUUUUAAAAAACAUUUUGCUGUAUGUCAUGGAAAAUCAGUAACUCAAGUUAGCUUGGUGUAAAAAGCAAAUUUUCUCCAUUUCAAAAUGAUUAAGGCCCCCAAUGUGCUCUACCUAAAUGUAGCAUGAUUUGGGUGUGUGAUCAGAUAGGGAUCAAGUACCACAGAUUUGGAUUCUGGCAAUUUUUUUUCACAUCUUCAUAUGAUGGCUGAACAAAACUUAUUUUUUCCAACAUCACAUGCUAUUUUAUUUUUAAAUUAUAUAUUUUCCUAUGAUUAUUUCAUACAUUAAAAAAAAAACUUGUCAAAUUUAUAAUUGAAUAGCACAAAAAGAAGUGGAUCAGACGUGGAGCUCAGAUAAGGUUGACAAAUUAAUUUUUUUUUGACUGUAAAACGUCUGAAUGAUAAGUCGUAUUAGUAUUUAUUGCUAAAAUUAAUGUGAAAUAAUUUUUUUACAGGUCAGGUAACCAAAUUAUUUGAAGUUAUGGACCCAGAAUGUCCAGAGAGAUAUCCGUAUUUGACAAAGGCUAUUAAUUGGUCCAGCAAAGUCAACAAAGAACACAAGAGAGGUCACCCUGAUUUGCACCAGCGUUUUGGCUUUAUAUUUUGGCAUGGUAAACUCUCCAAUCUAUUAAACACAGAUGAUAUAGGAAAUCACUCUAAUAUCUUAAUAAAUUAUUCAUUAGUAUAUUUUUUUUAAAAAUAGCAUAGUAAUUUUACCAGGGUGUUGCACUGAAAUUUUUUUUGGAUUGAUGCAAUAUUCCAAAAGGUAUAUAAGAAAUCAUUUCAAGAUUUGUUCCGGUGGAGAAUCAUUUUAUGUUUGAAAGAUUCCUCUUUCGGUUACAACACAAGAUCAUUUUUUUUGGUCCUGGUUUUUAUUGCUUGAGAAUGAUGUGUUUUCUCUUUUUUUCCUGUUUUAGGUUUAUUUAUUAAUUUAUUGAACUGUAGGUUACAGAUAGCUAGUUAAUAUUUUGUAAUUUGUAGAAACCUUAAAAGAAAAUCCUUAAUUUUGUUAUCAGAGAGAAAUUAUGCGCAGGCAAGAUAUCACUAUAUUCACUCAAGAGAUGGAGAGGCCUGUGCAGAGAUGCUUUUGGAAUUCCAUACAGCACAUGGUUACCCAUCUGAGGUGGAUAUGUUCAUUACCCAGGCUGUUUUACAGUGAGGUUUUAAUGACUCUAAAUGCUUCAUUAACUUAACUUCCAUUAUCAUUACAGCGAAAUUGUAAUGGUUAAUUAUAAUAAACAACAUAUUCGUCAGCUGUAAGCCUUUUACAAACCAGUUCACAAUGACGGAUUGUAGUUAUAUUAAGCUAAAAGAUUAGAAGUUUCUUUUCCCUUUUAAAACAUCAUGAAAAAAAAUCUAACCUGUUCAAAGAGUCAAAUGAUUUGAUAGAUUUUAAAUAAUUUGUAAGCUGAUUUUCAUAACUUUACAUAAGUUAGUUAUUCCCUUUUUUUGCAGGUACUUGUGCCUUCAAAAUAAAGCAACAGCCAAUGUGUGCUUUGAUGUGUACACACAGAAACACCCUGGAAUAAAACAGACACCACCCUUUAGUUUGCCAUUGCUUAAUUUUAUAUGGAUGUUGCUCAUUGCCUUAGAAGGGUUAGUAUGUUUUUUUACUUUUUUCCGAGCUUUUAAAUAAAACGCAGCCCCUUAACUCAUUAACUACCGUAUGUUUAAAAAAGUCCAUUUACAGCCAAGUGCCAUGAUACGAGCUUUGCAAAAUAGUUUGUUUUUUGUUCUUUUUAAGGUCAAUCCUUGUUUUUAAUGGACAUAUAAGUUAUUGAAAAGCUUAUUCAUCCGGGGAAAAGAAUUAAAAGUUCUGGAACCAUGUUGCAUCAUUAAUUUAUUUAAUGCAAAUGCUAUGUUUCAAUUCAGCUUUUAUUUCUUUUUCCAUUGAUGUCAAAGCUGUCAUGCUAUUAGUUUUUAAUUUAUCAUUAACUAUCAGAAUUAUUUUCUUUUCCAAAGCAUCAGAAUUUCUUUGACUCUAAAUGCAGUUAAAUUGAGCAAGAGUUAUAUUAAUGUCUGCCAUAUACUUUUAGUUUUAGUCUAAAUGCAGUCAAACUGAGCAAGAGUUAUAUUAAUGUCUGCCAUAUACUUUUAGUUUUAGUCUAAAUGCAGUUAAACUGAGCAAGAGUUAUAUUAAUGUCUGCCAUAUACUUUUAGUUUUAGUCUAAAUGCAGUCAAACUGAGCAAGAGUUAUAUUAAUGUCUGCCAUAUACUUUUAGUUUUAGUCUAAAUGCAGUUAAACUGAGCAAGAGUUAUAUUAAUGUCUGCCAUAUACUUUUAGUUUUAGUCUAAAUGCAGUCAAACUGAGCAAGAGUUAUAUUAAUGUCUGCCAUUAAGUUGGAUGACUUGCAACAAACUGAAGCUAAAUGAUGAUAAAACGGAAAUCCUUCUCAUCCACUCUCAAAACAAACCUCUCCCUCCAUCCGCUCCUUCUUCAAUAUCUAUCGGCAACUCUGACAUCACACUCUCUUCCUCUACCAGAAAGCUUGGAGUCACGCUUACAGACACCCUCUCCAUGGACAAACAUGUCACGAACAUCUGCAGAUCAGCAUACAACAAAAUUAGAAAAAUCAGCACCAUUAGACACCACCUCUCAUUUGAUGCCACAAAAACUCUUGUCUCUUCACUCAUUCUUUCAAAAUUUGACUAUUGUAACACUCUUCUUGCAGGCAUUCCUCAACACCACAUAGACAAACUUCAGAAGGCACAGAACUCAGCAUGCAGACUAAUUUUUAAAUCAAAGAAACACGACCACAUUCAACCACACAUGCAGUAACUCCACUGGCUUCCAAUAUCCUCUCGCAUCAAGUAUAAGUCUGCCAAUCUAUGCUUCAACUCUUUCACUUUCACUAACCCUCACUUUCCUGUCUAUCUCUCUGAACUGUUGCUUCUUUACAUCCCCACAAGACAACUACGCUCUUCAACUGACAAUAGAACCCUCUCAAUCCCAAAAACCAAAACUAAGACCAUCGGCGAACGCUCCUUCUACUUCCAUGCGCCCACGUUCUGGAACCAACUCCCCUUCCACAUCUGUCAUUGUGAAACCUCGUCCACUUUCAAAAAGUCCCCUAAAACCCAUCUGUUUAGGUCCGCCUAUGACCUGUGAUGCACCCUCCUUGCCCUACCUCAUUUUCUGUCUCAGGUUGAUCCUGUAUUUAAGUACCGGUAUAUGCCAAAACGUGCCAAGUGUACUUGUUUUUAUAGCCAUUUUAAUGUUUUAGCUACUGUUUUUAUAGUCAUUUUUCACAUUGUAGUUACUACUCUAGUGUCUCUGGUUUUUCAUUUUUAAUUUGCUUUAGCAGUUUAAAUAGUUUACAUAUUUUAAAUAAUUGUAAAGCGCUUAGAGCUGUAAGUGUAAGGUAAGCGCUAUACAAAAAUGCCUAAAUAAUAAUAAUAAUAUACUUUGAGUAAAAAUGCAGGCAAACUGUGCACGCACAAGUUAUAUUAAAGUCUGCCAUAUACUUUAUAAAGACAUAGAUGAAAAUUAAAUUGUUUUUAAAUCAAUUAUUCAUCAAAUAUUUUCUAAGGAGAGUACGCUUUUGUUGUGGGGAUGAAUAAUUUUUUUGGGGUGACUAUUUGUAAAUAUUUACCAACAUUUACAUUUUACACACAUGAUGUAUUUAAAUGUGAAACUUGAUUUGUGUUGAAAAUUUAAAAAAUUACAUGAGAGCAAAUGAAAAAACACAAUAAUCAUGAUAAUGUAAAUCAAAUGUUUUCUUUUUACUCUAAAUAUGUAAUACAUCUAUAUUGUCAGUCAGAAUUUAUUUCAGAAGUGUAUGUGUAAAAAUGUUAUAUACAUGUCAAUGGCCGCAUGGAGAAAUGCUCAUUUCAAGUUCACCAGAACCAAAAAAAAUUUGCUAAAGAAAAUAUAGUGCAGUAUAACUUUGCAUGGAAAUGUCGGCACUCAAAAAUUCACUUCUCUAGUACAUUGAGGGUUUCCCUCUGUUAACUUGGACUACCUUCCUAGUACGUUGAGGGUUUCCCUCUGUUAGCUUGGACUACCUCCUAGUACGUUGAGGGUUUCCCUCUGUUAGCUUGGACUACCUUCCUAGUACAUUGAGGGUUUCCCUCUGUUAGCUUAGACUACCUUCCUAGUAAGUUGAGGGUUUCCCUCUGUUAGCUUGGACUACCUUCCUAGUACGUUGAGGGUUUCCCUCUGUUAGCUUGGACUACCUUCCUAGUAUGUUGAGGGUUUCCCUCUGUUCCCUCUGUUAGCUUGGACUACCUUCCUAGUACGUAGAGGGUUUCCCUCUGUUAGCUAGGACUACCUUCCUAGUAUGUUGAUCGUUUCGCUCUGUUAGCUAGAUAGAUAAAGAAAAAAGUCCACAAUUAAAAUGUGGAUGUGAAGUUAGACAACAAAAGAAAACAAACAUUAAAGUGAAAAUUACCUUUUUAAUUUGUUCAACUAAAAAAUAACAAUUAAUGAUUUUUUUUUUUCAGUGCGCAGAAUAUUAUCCCUGCAACAAAAGGAACUGCACUAACAAACAGUUACAGAUAAGUUACUAAAGUCAUUUUAAUAAAUUUUGAUUUAUUCCAGAGGAAAGAUUGCUGUUUUUACAGUUUUAUGUGAGAAAUACCAAGUAUCUAUAAACAGAGAUCCCAACUACAAAGAGGUAAAGAUUUGUCUGAGCUUUAUGAAAAUGUCUUUUUGUGCUGGUUCUCUUAAUUAAGAGAUGAAUUUUUUAUUACAGUUGUAAAAAAUUGUAAAGAAAUGACUUUGCGCUAACAUUAAAAACCCAAUCCUACUGCAUCUUGUAGUUAAGGGUUAGUGAAGGCGGGCGGGGCUUUCUCAGGAGUGGAAUGUCCCCAACGUGCCGCUUCAUGGCCUGACUGAAAUUAGGAUAGUGGGGUUGGGGAAGACUUAAUGAGCUCUGGCUCGAUUAGUUUGUUGAUUUACUUAAGAGAGGUGGCUAGUGAAGGGUUAUCAUUUUCAUUAAUAAUUGUGGCAAGAUGGGGCAAUUCAAAUUGUGAAGAGAUGCUUGUUUAUAAAAAAUUUUACCCUAAUAUUAAUUUAAAAAAAGUGUUACCUUAAUGCAGGCCUGCACAACAUAUGGCCCGCGGGCCACAUGCAGCCUGCCAGCACCCACUUUGUGGCCCGCGAAAUAUCCAAAUAAUCUUUAUUCCUAUUAUCAGACCUGUUUACCCUCAAACUCUUAAAAUCGUACAAUAUCAUCACAUAAUCGUUCAAUACAUUCUCUUUAAAGAAAAAAUUAACGUGCAGUAUACAUAAUUUAUACACCUCAAAAUCGUACAUUGUACGCCAAAAUCGUAAGAGUAAACAGGUCUGUAUUAUUUUCUCAAUAGCUUUCCCCCUGACCUAUUUUCUUUUGGCCUGCACAAGUCCUGUUUUAUUUUCUUUUGGCCCGCACACGUUUUUCAUAAAGUAUUACGGCCCGCCUUACAUUUUGAGCUGUGCAGGCCUGCCCUAAUGUAUUAUCUGAAUGCACCUAAUGUUACAUUUAUUAAAUAAGUUGGGGGAAAAAAAUUGAAAGCAGAAAAGCUAUGUAAGUCCUUUACCAAAACAUUGUUUUCUUUCAUAAUUGCUUGCAUUGUAAUCUAUAACUUAGUGACCCCCAUUAAGGCUUUGUACUACAAGCAAUCUGGUGUCCUUGGUUAUUCGCUAUGUUAAAAUUUCAAUGAAUAAAGACCUACCUGUAGUUAGUUUCUAUUUUUUUCUCCCUCAGUACCUUGACCAAAUUGGCCAGUUAUUUUUUGGUGUGCCUCCACCUCAAAGAACUCCCCAGGGUAUAUUUGGUAAGUUAAACUACAUACAAAUAAAACCGCAAAAAUUGAUGUGCUUUUCAAAUUUGAUAGAUUUUAAUAUUAAUAUUCAACUGUGUUAUUUUUAUUUCUUUAUUUAAAUUUGCAUUAACAGGGAGCUUACUGCAGAAUGUCCUCGGAGGGACCGGGGAAGACGACGAGGAUGUGGGAACCAGCAGUAAAGUCGGAGUGGCGGGCAGUUCUCAUCCCAACAGUGGUGAUGCCAAAGGUCUAGGCUCAUUUAGUUCUCUGUUCAGCAGCGGCAGCAGCAAUUCGGCAGAUACACCUACAACAUCAAGACCAUCUAAAUUAGAAAAAACUUUGGACCUGGACUAAAGAAUUGUGGAAAUAGCCGGAGAGAGAUUUUGAGAAAAUAACUUUGCAAAAUUUUUUGGUAACCGAGAACAAUUCCCUGGGAUCAGCUAUUCAAUUUUCAAUUGUUACUGACUACACUUAGCUAGUAAGGUUAAGGCAUAAAAAAGUCUGUUGUGGCUGCACUCAGCCAGUAAGGUGAUGGCAGAAAAAGUCUGUUGUUUUUGGAACAUUAUUUAUUUGUUAUGCACAGUAAUAAAAUAAAAUUACAAUAAUAAUUUUUUUAAUAAAAUAUUCCAAACUUCUACCUUGGCACCACCCCCUUCCCCAACCCCAGUAGUAUAAAAAGAGGUGAUAAUGGUCUUCCAUCUCCUAGACUUGCAAGGUAUGUGUUGUUUGGAUAUGAGAUUAUAUUAAGAUUUUAGUGAAUGUUAUUGUGCGACCGUAAUCUGGCAUAGUAAUUUUUUUUUAAAAUGUGAAUUUUUGAAUUAAAUUCUUAGUACUUUUAUUUAAUCAAAUUUACUUUAAGUAGGAGUUUCACUCAAAAACAAGUUGCUACUCAGUAUUUGUUUUAUUUUUGUUCUUCACAUUACAGAUAAUUCUCUGUUGAUCCAACUUCUCAAAUCAGAUAUUUAUAUUGAUAUGGAAAAUAACUUUUUUAAAAUGUCAAC
This is a messenger RNA of Lymnaea stagnalis (great pond snail), 10370 nucleotides long. The record is from the annotation of a GenBank genome assembly. Lineage: Eukaryota; Metazoa; Mollusca; Gastropoda; Lymnaeidae.